CUCACGGAGGGCUGGGAGUGUCUGAGCCGUGGAAUUGAUCAGCAAUCACUGAAGCCAAGAGCGUUUAAGAUGAACAAAGACUGUAGUAAUGGUGAUUUCAAGACACGGAGCGGCAUACAAUGAGUUCAUCGAACGAGGAGUGUCAAGAAAAGAGGGAUGCUUAGGCCCACGGUUGGCUCCAUUGAGGAGAGGGAUGAGGAGCAGGAAGACGAUGAGGAAUUGAGGGAUGGAGGGGUGCCCUUCUUCGUGAACAGGGGAGGUCUGCCUGUAGACGAGGAAACAUGGGAGAGAAUGUGGCGACACGUUGCCCGGAUUCACCCCGAGGGCGAAGCAAUGGGGAAAGGGAUACGAGGCGCCGCGGAUCUGCCAAAGAUUCCAAUACCGAGUGUGCCUACAUACCAUCCCACCACGAGUAUCCCACAACGUCUGGAAGCCAUACAAAAAUACAUCAGGGAUCUGCAGUACAAUCACACUGGGACACAGUUUUUUGAGAUCAAGAAGAGCCGUCCUCUCACUGCGUUGAUGGACAUUGCUAAAGAAAUGACAAGGGAAGUUCUGCCAAUCAAGUGUCUGGAGGCUGUGAUCCUCGCAAUUUACCUCACCACCAACCUGCCGGGCGUGGAGCGUUUCCCGCUCAGCUUUAAGACCCAGUUCUCAGGGAACCACUUUUACCACAUCGUGCUGGGGGUCCACUGUGGGGGCCGCUUUGGCGCGCUGGGCAUCAGCCGGAGGGACGACCUGAUGUUCAAGCACCUGGAGUUCCGCACGCUGGCCGACCUAGUGCAGGAGUUCCAGGGGGCCUACCGCGGCUACUGGCACACCCUGCGCAAGGUGAAGAUCGGCCAGUACGUGUCCCACGACGUGCACAGCGUGGAGCAGAUUGAGUGGAAGCACUCGGUGUUGGACGUGGACCGGCUGCCCAAGGAGGAGCUGAGGAGGGAGCUGGAGAGGCACACGCGAGACAUGAGGCUGAAGAUAGGAAAAGCGGCCCCACCCUCUCCCACCAAAGACAGGAGGAACAGCAUGGGGUCCCCCCUCCGAGGCCCUGGGAGCCCCAUGCGCAGGAUCAGCCACAUAGAGAGACGACCUUCCGCGGAGAAGAAAGUGUUGGAGAAAAAACCGCCCACGGAUUUGAAUGGAUACCAGAUCCGUGUCUAACAGAGGACCUAAAACACAACUUUUUAAGUAUCGGGACAAGGUGCUAGACCCUUUAAGGUUAUUGCUCUGUGUUUGAGUUUGUAUCGAAGGUACCAGUUAACCUAUUCCGGGGGCCUGUUUUCAAUAGGUCACCAGCAACUUUGUAAGUACAAAACAUUGUACUUCAAAAAUUCAUUUAUACAUAGCAGUAAUGGAAAAAGACACGACUUGAUCAAACACUUUCCAGAGAGACAGUCAAGAUUAAUGUAAAUGUGCUAAUAGACAUAUCACAGGUUUCCGUUUUGGAAAAUUGGCUCUUUGGAAGAACUUGGUUGGGUGUUAAUUUUUUUUAUUAUGUUAUACUGUACUUGUAUAAAAUCCAUGUAAUGUACUUUUAAAUCUUGAGCUCUGCAGAGCAGCCCCUGCUUUUAUAGUGAGUAGUUGGCAAACCACUACCCUUGUGCCUUUAAUGAAUAUAAAGUGAGGAAAAACUGCAAGCCGUAGUUAAUUUUUUUUAAAUUCUUAACACUUUUAGCUACGUUAGCAUACAGCAGUGCGACAUCUAUUCUCUAGAAUAGCCUUGAAUUGAACAGCUCCUGUUGUAUGAGCCCUUUUGUUAUCUUCUAGAAAACCACUAGCAUGUCAUCUACUGAAUGGGGAUAUACAGGGGGUGAUGGAUGAGUACGUGGGGAUCCAUCAUAUACAUUACAACCUUUUAUGAGCAUGAAAAGUGAUGAGAGAAACAGGAUGUGAAAUGUAUCCAUAACUGAGGCAAAGAGUUUUUACCGGUGCGCGAUGUGUCACUUUUCGACAUUGUUUUUUGUUGUGGAUUACCUUUUACUUGGUACGUGUUCCCUUGCCUUAUUUGUAGCGUUCUUUUCUACCCUGUUCCUUGACAACUUUAAGGGGUGUCCAAGUGAGUUUUUUACAUUAUACGCAUGGUGCACAUAAGUGGGUUUACAGCAUUUGUCUGCAUUUGUUAUGCUUUAAAAGCAGGUUCGGUCAUUGCUGCCGUCAGUAUUACUAAUCACACUCGAUUCACUUAAUUAAACUAACCAUGCACUGUGGUGUUAAUGCCACACAGUGCUGAAUCUCAUGUGUAGAUGUUUUCAUCACAAUGCUACGAAAUGGCACUGCAUCGUACCAAAAGAUUGUCGUGGAUCUACAGCAUCAGAAUAAACACCAUACGUGCGUCGAACUGACUGCUUUUUGUUUCUGCUGGCCAAUAUUGUCUCAAUAAAAGGACCUCUUGUCAUGCAACAGCAA
Molecule: messenger RNA, 2403 nt
Organism: Gadus morhua (Atlantic cod)
Lineage: Eukaryota; Metazoa; Chordata; Actinopteri; Gadiformes; Gadidae
Gene: vash1
Product: vasohibin 1
Exons: 8
Coding region: 157-1158 (333 amino acids)
Biological process (GO): regulation of angiogenesis
Cellular component (GO): cytoplasm
Source: RefSeq, a predicted model, not a curated record